CCCUCGCAAAUAUUCAUAUUUAAACUAAUCACGUGAUGCCAAGUCUACGUCCCCAGCGACGUUUCUUGCGAACGACCACCUCGUCAUGACCAAGACGGGCCAAGUAGCGACGACAGCGACAGCGACGACAGCGACAGCGUCCAUCCCACCGAACAAAGCGAAGCCCACACUCCGAGUCCCCCAUCUGGACCCUAUACCACUCUUCUCCCAACACCUGCACCCACCCCCCUCCUUGCAUCCCCCAUCCCGAGUCCCUGGAGCUUAGCUCCCACCCACGCCCAACAUGCACAUCCCCCACCGCCCCUCCAGCAUCACAAUGCCCACGCUCCUAUCCCUCCUCCUCCCCCUCCUACUCCCACUCUCCGCCGCGGCGCUAGGGACGAUCGACUGCUCCAAGAUGCUAGCCGAUAAGCAUAACUUUGAUCUCAGCGCGCUGGAUGGGCCGCACUCGGUCAUGCAUGGCGUGGAGCAGCCGCCGUCAUUUCUGAAUACCACGUAUACGAUUAAUAUCUGUCGGCCGCUGGUGCCGGAUAGCGAUGUGAAGAAGGAGGAGAGGUGUCCGGGGCCUACUCGAGUCUGCGCAAUCGAGCGCCUAAUCAACGAAAAAACCACCACCAUCUCCCGCGUCAUCCCCAUAGCCGGCGAUCUCCAAAACUUCCCCGGCGGCACCCUCCUCGACGCCUCCUACACGCGCCUCCGCACCGCCCCUUCCCCCGCCGACCAAGCGCGCGAGGGCAUCCGCGUCGAGCUACACGGCGGGUCGUAUAACGGGCGGAAACAGAAAGCUGUGGUGGAGUUUUUGUGUGAUCCUGAGGUGGAGGGGACGGAGGAGGAGGAGGGGGAGGAGGGGGUGUUGGAUGUGUACAGACGAAAGGAAGAGGGGGGGAAUAGCACGACGAGGGCGACGAAGGCGUUGGUGUUUAAGAAGUAUGGACCUGAGGGGGCGAAGGGGGAGGUUGAUGUGCUGACGCUGGAGUGGUGGACGAAGUAUGCUUGUGAGAGUGUUGAGGGGGGAGGGGGGAAGGAGAAGGGGAGUUGGGGGUUUUUUACUUGGUUUAUUAUUAUCGCAUUCCUAUCCACAGCAGCCUACCUCAUCUUCGGCUCCUGGCUCAACUACAACCGCUACGGCGCUCGCGGGUGGGACCUCCUCCCCCACGGCGACACCAUCCGCGACGUCCCCUACCUCGUCAAAGACUGGUCCCGUCGCGUCUUCAACACCGUGCAAGACAGCGGGUCAAGGGGCGGGUAUUCCGCCGUAUAGAUUGUUUAUCCGUCUUGUAUUUUGAAAAGGGGAUUACCUAUUCUACCGUGUCUUUUUUGGGGGGAAGGGGGUUACUUAGUAUACUUACUUACCUUGCCGCCUUUUGCCAGUUUAUGGCGUUUCGGGACGCAGCGCCCUGUUCACAUCGGUUUUUGUAGCAUAUAGAAGGGUCUUGGAAUGGGAUUUUAAUGUCCGUGGUGCCUUUUGUGAACCACUUCUUUUCUCACACACUUCAUACUUCACACUUCACUUCAUCUUACAAUACUUGCACGCACGGCGUAGAAGUUGAAAAGACUAGUAUUAUUAUACACGCUGGCUACAUAUCCAGACUUACUGUGGUUAACGUCGCGUUUACCCCCCGCAGACCUAUUCAUCUAACCCCCAAUGGCCCUGAAAAUUUCAAAGAUGCCUGCCUCACUACCGAACGCCCCGUCUUUUCCCACAAUGCUACCGAGACGCCGAAUUAUAUGCACACACUCCCCCCCUCCCCCUUCCACUAUCCC
Molecule: messenger RNA, 1764 nt
Organism: Pseudogymnoascus destructans
Lineage: Eukaryota; Fungi; Ascomycota; Leotiomycetes; Thelebolales; Thelebolaceae
Exons: 3
Coding region: 284-1261 (325 amino acids)
Source: RefSeq, a predicted model, not a curated record